AUCUAUUUUUAUAGUCCUUUUACCUUUUUAUUCUUUUCAUUCUUUUCAACUUUCCCUCGCUUUCUCAUUAUCCAAACAGCGUCGAUUUAUUUUCUCUUCGUCAAAUGGAGAUGACAACGGAGGAUUCGUGCUCGCAUCACGCUCUUCUUCUCUCCUUGUCUUGCGAUGCGCUCUCUGGUGUUGGAUGGAUUCGGUGGUUUGUCAAGAUACCUAUACCGAGUACACGACGAAUAUGUCGAGUUUCUAAGACUCUUAUCUGAUAUUUGAUUUACUAUUACUUUUGGUUUUUGUUUUUCUGUUUUAGGAAUUGAAAUUUUUAGAAUUUUUGGAAUUUGUAGUGAAAUAUGAAAAUAGGUGGUAGUCGUGGUUCACGAAUUCCUGUUUGGGUUGUCUGGGAAUUUCUUGUGAAAUCUAAGUUCUGUAGGGUUUCUUAUGGUUGUUGAUAGUUCAGGAAUUUAAAUUGUAUUGAGUUUGAAAUCCAGGGUUUCAAUGUUGCACGUGUGAAAUUCUUCUUUAGGGUUUACUCAAUUCCUGAAGCAUCUAUGCCUUGGAUCUUGGAAGAACUGGACAGAUUUCUUUUAUCUGGUUUGGGAGGGUACUGAAUAAGCAGAAGUCUGCCAGUAGAAAAAAAGAAGAAGAAGCUGAACAGACUUUCAAUUUGAGAUUAAACUUUUUGGCGGGAUAUUUUGUAUGGCAGUUAGGAAGGAAUUAGCGCUUCCUAGAACUACUGCUAGUAGCUUAAGGGAACAAUUGGCUAGAACCACACUUACAAAUUCAGAGCACAAGGAAAUGCAUAUGUGGAGCUUCGUGGAGAUGGGAAGCGGUUCAUACUCUUUUGCACUUUGUGUCUUGCUCCAUGUACAGUGAUUCAGUGUUGUUUAAUCAUUUGAGGGCUAAUCUUCACACUGAGGGGUUAUGUGCAGCUAAGGAUACUCUUUUGGGACCAAAUCCUUGGCCUUUGAAUGAUGGUGUUCUUUUCUUUGACAAUUCCUGUGAGAAAGAAAAACAAUUAGAACAUGAUAGGUUUUUGGAGUGUCACAACAAUGAUAACGAUCUAGCUAUUGUUGAAUAUACUGGAAAUUGCAAACUCAACGAACAUGGGUCUGAUGGGCUUGAGAUGGUUCAUGGGGAAAGUGGAAUCAGAAUCCAUGCUAAGAAUGGUGAUUGGGGGAACUGUGAUAAGGUGAUUCCAGGAGUGUUUCAUAGGAAUAAAAUUAUUGAUUUGAAAGUGAGGUUCAUUGGUGCCAGACAAAUUACUGCUAGAAUGUUUCAGAAGAGUAAGGAUUCCACUGAGAUCUCUGAAAUAUGGUGUGAAUGGUUGGGGAAAGAGAGACCUACUGAUGAGUAUGCAGACAAGAUUCAAGAUCAUGACUUUGCUGCUGUAACUUUUGCUUAUACUUAUGAUUUGGGUAGACAGGGACUGUUUGAUGAUGUGAAGCGAUUACUCUCUUCUAGUCAUGUAGAAGAAUCAGAGAGUAGUGAGACUAGUGCUAGGAAAAGAAAAAAAUCAUUUUCUGACCCAGAGGAUGUAAGUGAAUCUUUGAGCAUUCAAUCUAAUUCAUCUGGGGAGGUUGCUUCAGCCUCCGGUAGUGCCACUUCAAGUUUGCUUUUGGAUCAAUACGAUGGCCAGCUUCUAGACACAAGGUUUAUAUCUAGCAAGUCUAUAAGGCGAGAGCUGAGGCAACGACAGUGCAUAGCAGCUGAAAGAAUGUGUGAUAUCUGUCAGCAAAAAGAUACUUCUUGAUAAAGAUGUAGCAGCAUUGAUGAAUCCGAGGACUGGGAAACUUGUUUGCAGUAGUAGAAAUAAGAAUGGGGUAAGAAUAUCUAAGCAACAUGGUCCUGCUUCUCUAUUUAUAGCUAUGAUGCCUUAUUAAUUAUAGGUAGGAUUUAGCUAGUAAGGUUCUUUUUUUCAUUCUGCAAGAGGUUAUAUAAUGUAACAUGAGACUGUUUGUUUGGUUAACGUGCUAUUGCAUUUCACUUUGCAUACACUGGAUCCUUCUCUGUGAGUAUGAAAUAUUAAUGAACCAGUCAGUCUGGCCAAAAGGGAAGCAAAAGUCUAGAAGAAAGAAUGGAGUCAAGCGCAAUGUGGUGGGAAAGGGUGGAGAACUUAUAUCUACAAACCAAAUUUUUUCUGUGCUCUGCCCAGUGUGCCAGGGUAAUGGUGUGCACAAUGAAGGAGAUAAGCUUGAGGAAGUAACUAUUACUCUCUCUGAGAUGUUCAGAUAUAAGAUUAAAGUGAGUGAAGCACAUAGAGCUUGGAUGAAAAACCCUGAAGUGUUGCCGAACUGCUUAACAGGGUUUCAUUUCCCUCAAUCUGAAGAAAUGUUUCAGGAAAUGGUGUUGCCUCCAAAAUCGCUUCAUUUAUACCAUGCCAAUGAUCAGUAGUUCUGCACAAGUUUUCUGAGAUGAACCCUGUUAAUGACCUAUAGGUUUAGUAAUAGCAUGCAGAAUUUGGUGAAAACUCAUGUAAAACCUGUUUAAGUAACUCUCAUGUAUCUCCUGAAAUCCUUGAAUAGCAGUUGAGUAAGUGCGGGUGCAUUCUGGAGUUUAA
Molecule: messenger RNA, 2551 nt
Organism: Mangifera indica (mango)
Lineage: Eukaryota; Viridiplantae; Streptophyta; Magnoliopsida; Sapindales; Anacardiaceae
Exons: 3
Coding region: 857-1744 (295 amino acids)
Source: RefSeq, a predicted model, not a curated record